CGCCAAUCCCACUCGCGCGUACUUCAGCGCGACGCGAACCAGCUUGCAAGUAAAUAUUUUGGCCGAGUCAGCCUCAACACGAACAACCCAAACCACCACCACCACCACCACAGAACAACAAGCUCAUCAAACAUUCGCUCGGGAUGCCGCCAUUUGGAUUUGACAGGGGAUCGGUCAAUGUCGUACCCGUACUCGGCUCCGCGGCCGAUCUCGACACCACAUCUAGCCAUGGAGCUGGACUGAUUGGAGGGGUUCCACCUUACAAGAAAAUCCAAACCCUCAGAAAAUUCAUCCAAGAUUUCAGACUGGGUGAAUGUUUUAUAUACAGGGAUCGGUUGCGCACGAAUUUGUUGGCCAAGGUUUAUGCGAUCGAGGUCGAAAUGCAACAUCUGAUCGUCUAUGAUGAGGAACUGGCUCAUUCGAUCUCCAACAUGCCAGGAGAAGUACUACCCUUGUUUGAGAUUGCGGUCAGAAAAGUAGCAGAAGCGAUGGUCUCGCCGAUGUCCAAAGCAGGGGAUCUGUUUGACGACGAGGAUCCCGAAAUCGAGCUGGCUGCACAAGGUGUCCAUGAUAUUCCUGAUUUCCAAGUCACUCUCAGAAGUGAAGCUCGCUUGAUGCAAUUCAGAGAUUUAUUAGCCCCUAAUAUUUCUAAACUUGUUCGAAUGCCCGGAAUCGUCAUCUCGGCCUCAACCUUGUCCUCUCGAGCGACAAUGUUACACUUGGCUUGUAAAUCGUGUCGACACGUGCGCCGGAUCGCGGUCCAAGGAGGUUUCACCGGAUUCACCCUACCACGGAUGUGCUCGGCGACGCCGAUUCAAGGAGAGAGGAAAGAGUGUCCGAUGGACCCCUACACAAUCGUCCACGAAAAGUCCAGAUUUGUUGACCAACAGUCGGUCAAGCUCCAAGAAGCACCCGACAUGGUCCCCGUCGGCGAGCUUCCCCGUCACAUCCUCCUCUCCCUAGACCGAUAUCUCACCGGGAAGGUCGUCCCUGGAUCCAGGAUCAUCGCUACUGGAAUCUACUCAACCUUCAAUGGAUCCGGAAAGAACCAAGGCGCGAUCGCCCUGAGACAACCCUAUCUGAGGGUCGUCGGACUCGAGCUCGACGGGGACGGACAUGGGAGUAAUGGGGGGCAGCAUCAGUUUAGUGCUGAGGAAGAGGACGAGUUCAAUGGGAUGGCCAAUUCACCUGGGUUUUAUCAGAGAUUUGCUGAGUCGAUCGCCCCUUCGAUCUACGGUAACGAAGAUAUCAAAAAGGCGGUCGUCUGUCUUUUGAUGGGCGGCUCGAAAAAAAUCCUACCGGAUGGGAUGAGAUUGCGAGGGGACAUCAACGUCUUACUACUCGGAGAUCCGGGAACGGCCAAAUCCCAGUUGUUGAAGUUUGUCGAGAAGGUCUCCCCGAUCUCAGUGUACACAUCCGGGAAGGGUUCCUCGGCUGCCGGACUGACAGCCUCGGUCCAACGAGACCCCCAGUCGCGCGAAUUUUAUCUCGAGGGAGGCGCGAUGGUCCUCGCCGAUGGCGGCGUGGUGUGUAUUGACGAGUUCGACAAGAUGAGAGACGAGGAUCGAGUGGCGAUCCACGAGGCUAUGGAGCAACAGACCAUCUCCAUCGCUAAGGCUGGUAUCACCACCAUCCUGAACUCGAGAACUAGCGUUCUCGCCGCUGCCAAUCCGGUCUUUGGACGGUAUGACGAUAUGAAAAGCCCUGGCGAAAACAUCGACUUUCAAACUACGAUUUUAUCAAGAUUUGAUAUGAUUUUCAUCGUCAAAGAUGAGCAUGAUGAGUUACGAGACAGAACUAUUGCGCGACACGUGAUGGAUUUACACAUGAACCGAGCUGUAGAAGCACAGCAGACGGGAGAGAUUGAUCUACAAAAGAUGAAGCGAUUUAUCACAUAUGCCCGAACUCGUUGUUCGCCCCGGCUCUCGCCCGAGGCGGCUGAGGAACUCAGCUCGCACUUUGUUUCGUUGAGGAAACAGGUCCAACAAGUCGAACGGGACAACAACGAGCGGUCCUCGAUUCCGAUCACGAUCAGACAGCUAGAGGCAAUCAUCCGGAUUUCAGAGUCAAUAGCCAAGCUGAGUUUAUCGCGUCGGGUAGAAGUAUAUCACGUAGAAGAGUCGAUCCGACUGUUCAAGUACUCAACCAUGGAUGCCGUCCAAGCGGGGAACAUCGAAGGGAUCACCAAGGGGGAGUUGCAGGAGGAGAUAGCCAAGGUCGAGACCGACAUCCGACGUCGGCUGCCGAUUGGCUGGAGUACCUCCUACAGCUCCCUCCUCAACGAGUUCGUCAAUCAACAGGGAUACAGCGCCCAUGCCUUGGAACGUUGCUUGUAUAUCCUCGAGAGGAGAGAGGUCAUCAGGUUCACCGGCCAAAAACGUACCGUCCAAAGGGUCGGAGCUUGAAGCUUUUCGGCACAUACCACAAUAUACAUACACAAACUGACAUUGACAGGUGU
Puccinia graminis f. sp. tritici CRL 75-36-700-3 is the source of this 2458-nucleotide messenger RNA. RefSeq names its product minichromosome maintenance protein 5 (cell division control protein 46). Bases 144 to 2405 code for a protein of 753 amino acids. The record is from RefSeq and is a predicted model, not a curated record. Gene Ontology annotation, biological process: DNA replication initiation; double-strand break repair via break-induced replication; DNA replication. The transcript is spliced from 10 exons. Gene Ontology annotation, molecular function: DNA replication origin binding; ATP binding; 3'-5' DNA helicase activity. NCBI's taxonomy places the organism in Eukaryota, Fungi, Basidiomycota, Pucciniomycetes, Pucciniales, Pucciniaceae. Gene Ontology annotation, cellular component: nucleus; MCM complex.